Molecule: messenger RNA, 648 nt
Organism: Ilex paraguariensis (yerba mate)
Lineage: Eukaryota; Viridiplantae; Streptophyta; Magnoliopsida; Aquifoliales; Aquifoliaceae
Source: the annotation of a GenBank genome assembly
AUGGGAGGAGUUGCUGUUCUUCAACCCCAAGAUGUGUUGAAAGAGCGAUUACCUCGUUUGAAUCCAAUCAAUUCUCCUAAUUUUGGUUCUAUCAAGUCUCGAUCAAACCCUAAUACCAAUUCUAAUCCUAAGCCUAACCCUAACCCUAAUUUCAUUUCUAACCCUGAGCCUAACCCUAGUUUCAUUUCUAACCCUAAGCCUAACCCCGUCUCUACCAGAUCAUCGAAUGGAUGUCGAAAAAGGAGUCCCUCAAGACUUUCCAACAGCAGCACCACCACCACGGCGGUGGCUGCUAAUCAGAAACCUAGAAAUGCUCUUGUCAUGGAGCAAGUGAAGAUAUUGAAACGCGGCGAAGCGUUGGAUCAGGCAACCAAGGCGGUUAUGGUGCCGAAGAAAGAAGAGAGGGGUUUGAACACUAAAGUUUUGGAUGAUUUUGUGUUGUCGUCGACGGAUCGGCUGGGUCCGGAGCCUGAUAUAGUACCGAAACAGGUCACCGUUGCUGGAUUCUUUGCUGGAGCGGCCUUUUUUGAGUCACCACCGCCGAGUUCCGUACCUGUACCAACUUUUUUCAAAAAGACAAGUGUUUUGACACAGGAACAUGAUGCUACCAGUGAUUUGCGUCGAAUUCUUGGGCUUAAUUUGGCUUGA